GAAAAUGAAACAGCAGUAUUGGGUAGCGCGCGAGGAAUAUUUUACAAAAAUAUCAAGCAGAUCGCGGACCUGAAUCAAUUUUGUGGUUGCAGCCAAUGAAAGUCACAAAAAAAACUGUUUACCUACUCUAUUAUUAAGUUUAAUAAACCUUGCCAUAAUGCUGCAUGACCUGCUGCUCUCUUGUUUAAGCCAAAGUCCAAAUGGCGAUGCCUUAAAGGACUUCACGGAGACUUCUGUGAUUGAGAGCUUUAUGCAUCCGUGCGAAAAGGAAAUCUUUAUGGACAUAUUACAAAUUGUCAAUGUCUACAACGAGGUUGUUAGAUAUACACAAGGCAUUGGAACAGAAAAGGAUGAUAAGUCUUCAGAGGAUACUGUGAUUAAUCUGGUUUUUGAUGAGCCCGCGCACGGAUAUUACCUCAUAAACUUUGGCAGGGGCAUCGAGAAUGCUCUCGAUGAGUACUAUGAAGAAGUAAUGCGCCUGGAAGCGUACUGCUUCAAAUCCCAGCCCGCCUCUCUCUCGUAUGUGCACAAUUCCUUGCAGUCAAAACAGCCUACGCUGCUCCUCUUGAGGAAAUUCAUAAGGGAUAUCGAAGCUGCAAAACUUCACGGAUGUGCUUUGCUUAGUUACCUGUAUCAGCAAUCAGACCAUGGCGAUAUUGAGCUUGAAAUAGCAGCCAGAAAAGUUAUAAGGCCAGUGAAAAUGGCAUUUUUUUCAAGUAUGGCACACUGGAUGCUGUUUGGGGUCAUUGACGAUGUCCACUCUGAAUUUUUCAUUAAAUUCACGCCACUCGACAACAACGCCAGUGCCUGCACCAAGUCGUCGAACAGUUCUAUACUGCACGCUGACAAAAAUGGAGAGGACUAUAUAUGGCAGUAUGAGGUCAAUCACAAUCAACUACCCGGCUUUAUGUCAUCUGUUGUUGCUGAAAAGAUUUUGUUUGUGGGACAAACAGUGCUAGUCUUUCAAAUGGAACGCAACUUUCAAAGCAAGAAAGAGACCGACCAGUUGUCAGUGUGCCUUUCUGAGUUGUCCCGCGACGAUAUUUAUCAGCUGUGGAAUGGCAGGGAGGCAGAGUACUUCAAGCUGAUCGAGGACCUAAGCCUUGAGCCCAGAAUCAAUCCAUUUCACAUUGAAGACGCCGUAAAUUUGAUCAAGAAAUAUGUCAGUGCGCGACUUUCAGAAAUCGCUGUAAACGAAGUCGAUCUGGAGCGUCAGUUGGGACUCAUUAAGGACUUCUAUCUGCUUGGCCGUGGAGAGUUUUAUCUGGAGUUUUUAACCCACUUGAAUGGUGCUUUUGAUAGUACUAUCUUGAGAACUACCAAAAAUUACCCAAGAUCUUUUGAGAUUGCAGCGACAGUCAUGGGAAUCGCAGAUGAUUUAGAAAACUUCACGCUUGGUUACAUUAAAUCGAACGCCGAUCCCGAUGAAAGCUUUGAUUUUCAAGUUUUUCAAUGCCUUCACUUAAAGUACACCUUCCAGUGGCCUCUAAACCUCUUGUUUUCGCCGAAAGCCAUGGAGCGGUAUAAUGCCAUAUUCCGAUAUUUGCUGAUCAUUCGCAAUCUUCAAUUUGAAAUGCAACGAGCUUGGGCUAAACAGACUUGGCUCGCAAAGCACUUACCUGCUGAUGUACAUAUCAAGGCCAUGAAUCUCCGUAAUCAUCUGAUGUUCUUUUUGAAUAACAUGCAGUACUACAUUCAAGUGGAUGUCCUUGAAAGUCAAUUCGGCAUACUAAUGAAUGUGAUCCAAAGGAAAGCAGAUUUUGAAGAAAUUCAAAAAGCCCACACAGUAUUUUUGGCGAAUGUUCUGGCCCAGUGUUUCCUCAUGACCGAUUCAAAGGAAGGCCGAAUGAACAUAACCGGAUCAAUGAACCAAUCUCAAAAUCCAAUUUAUGGUACCAUUUUGAAAUUGUUUUCCAUUUGUGAGACUUUCACAAACUUAAGCCGAACAUCAGAAACAGAGAACUUUUUGGAAGAAGUGGACAGUCUUGAAGAACAAUUUGGUGUUCAAAUUGCGAGCCUUGUUCAACUUCUGGUGGACGCAAAAACAGCAUCUACUUUGAAUCCACUCUCUCAGCUUCUUUUGCGAUUGGAUUUUAAUCAUUGGUUUAGUCGAAACCAAAAACCAGUGGUCUUGAAUGAUGCUUAAAGUUGCAACCGCUUGAUGUCUUCUAUACGAAAGUCGCUUCUGAAAAUAGAAUCUAUAAGUUAAUACCAUCUCAUUUGUAAACUAGAUCUUGGCUUACCUUAGAGUUAAAAAUGUGCGAACUUCGUUGGGCGUUAAAUGCCAGGAGGACAUUUCUUUGUUAUUUUCGGGAUUCCAGUAUUCGGAAAGCUCUGAAAUCUUAUCCAGAUUCAGAAGAGUGGCGAUUUGAGAUAUUCUAGUCAUCUUAUCGCGAACCGACCACGACGUGGCGCCUGUAAGGUAGCUCCCCAAAGCCCGAACCUCCUGAUCAAGUACCAGACCGCCAAGCUUUCGAAAUAUAACAAAUUUUUAAAAAUAAAUCCAUCAAAUUUUGUUUAUGAACUUA
This is a messenger RNA of Drosophila ananassae, 2528 nucleotides long. It is a transcript of the gene Grip75, whose product is annotated as gamma-tubulin complex component 4 homolog. Gene Ontology annotation, molecular function: microtubule minus-end binding; gamma-tubulin binding. The coding region runs from base 158 to 2146 and encodes 662 amino acids. Gene Ontology annotation, biological process: microtubule nucleation; cytoplasmic microtubule organization; spindle assembly. Lineage: Eukaryota; Metazoa; Arthropoda; Insecta; Diptera; Drosophilidae. The record is from RefSeq and is a predicted model, not a curated record. The transcript is spliced from 8 exons. Gene Ontology annotation, cellular component: centrosome; gamma-tubulin complex; equatorial microtubule organizing center.